Chenopodium quinoa (quinoa) is the source of this 2102-nucleotide messenger RNA. RefSeq names its product pentatricopeptide repeat-containing protein At3g61360. Bases 537 to 2078 code for a protein of 513 amino acids. The transcript has 2 exons. Gene Ontology annotation, molecular function: protein binding. The record is from RefSeq and is a predicted model, not a curated record. Lineage: Eukaryota; Viridiplantae; Streptophyta; Magnoliopsida; Caryophyllales; Amaranthaceae.
UGACACUAACGAGAAUCAACACCAAGAUCCUUUGAUACCAAUUCCUUCUACAUGAUCUUUUGGAUUGGUACAUUAUUAAGUGCUCUUCUCAUGUUACAUUAUUAACCAUUGUUUUAGAACGAGUGUUGGGUGCAUAUCGUUCCCUAAACACCCAAGCACACAAUUCAAACAUGAAUCGCAAAAUCAAUGACGCUCGGUAUUACCGGAUAUAAGACGGAGACCCUACUUAGCCGAAACCCAUCAAGCCUUCUAGUUAACUUCCACUUGGUGAGCUAAAAUUAAGUUUGGUUCAUUUUUCUUUUUUGAAACAGAAGUUCCCAUCGUUUCAAUUCAGUAAUUCCAAAAAAAUUUCGCUUGAAAUUGUUACACCCUACUUCAGUAUUUGCUCUGUAUUAUCUUUGCUUCAUCGAAGUUCAUUCUGAGUUCUCCAUUGAAGCAGCUUCUGGGAUUACCGAAGUUGCUGGCAUUUUUUCCUUCUCAUGGAAGUGAGAGAGUCUGGAUAUUUAUGUGUGCCCUUAACUCAGAAAUAUUAGAGAAUGCUUCUUUUCUUCCAUCCAAUGUGUGUUAGGCAGUUGAUCAGAUGUCACCAGAACACUGCAUAUCUUGCUAUUGCUUUUAAGUCAACCAGCCAGGCCUGUCUUCUUCCAGAAAGUGACAGAGAAAUUGAGAGAGUUACUAAGAUAAUAAAUGACCAUCCAUUUCCUGAAGCACCACUUCAGCCUACCCUCCUUCACCAUAUUCCACCUUCCAACCUUUCAGCUAGAUUUGUGGAGAAUGUUCUUGGCAGACUUUUUUCUGCCAAUACUAAUGGUGUCAAAGCCUUUGAGUUCUUCAAGUUCACCCUUCACUAUUCCAACUUCUCUCCCACUCCAGAUGCAAUUGAGAAGACUCUGCACAUUCUUACAAGAAUGCGAUAUUUUGAAAAAGCAUGGGAAGUGAUGGAAGAGAUUGUCAAAAUAGAUCCUUCCCUGCUGACACUCAAGUCAAUGAGUAUUGUUUUAUCUAAAAUUGCCAAGUUCCAGACUUAUGAAGACACACUUGGUGCAUUUGAGAGAAUGGAAAAAAACAUAUUUGUUGGAAGAGAAUUUGGAAUUGACGAAUUCAAUGUGUUGCUUCGUGUAUUUUGCUCCCAAAGACAGAUGAAGGAAGCAAAAUCUGUGUUUAGUAAAAUGUAUUCACGAUUCCCGUCAAACACUAAGACCAUGAACAUUUUGCUUUUGGGUUUCAAGGAAUCUGGCGAUAUAACUUCAGUUGAAUUAUUCUACCAUGAGAUGGUGAAAAGAGGUUUCAAGCCUAAUAACAUCACAUAUAAUAUCCGAAUUGAUGCUUACUGCAAGAGAUGUUGCUUUGAUGAUGGAUUGAGACUUUUUCAAGAUAUGGAACGUACAAAUUGCUCUCCAACUUUAGAAACAGUCACUACUUUGAUUCAUGGGGCAGGUGUUGCUAAAAAUGUGACUCGGGCAUGGGAGUUGUUCAAUGAACUACCUACAAGAAAGUUAUACCCUGAUGUUGGGGCUUAUAAUGCAAUGAUUAGUGUUCUUGUGAAAUGUAAACAGGUGGAAUAUGCCAUUAACUUGAUGAAUGAAAUGGAAGAGAAGCAAAUUGCUCCUGAUGGCAUAACGUAUCAUACCUUGUUCCAUGGCUUAAUGAAGUCAAAUGGCAUCGAGGCUGUUAGAGGUCUCUACGAAAAAAUGGUAUUGUUAAACUUUAUUCCUGAGACCCGUACUGUAGUGAUGCUUAUGAAAUUCUUCUGUGGAAAUCACCAUCUAGAUUUAGGCUUAAAUUUGUGGAAUUACUUGAUGGAAAAGGGUUCUUGUCCUCAUGACCAUGCAUUGGCUCUUUUGGUGACAAGUUUAUGUUCGCACGGGCGGGUUCAAGAAGCUUUUGAUUGUGCCAAACAGAUGUUAAACAGAGGAAGGCAUAUGGGAAAACCAGUUUUCCACAUGUUAGAGAGGUUUUUGCGGGAAGCAGGUGAAUUAGACAAACUGCAGAACCUUGAUGAGAUGAUUAAGAAGUUGGGUAGUGUUUAUCCCCCAUCAAGGGGACAUGCUCUUGGACUGUCUACUUCAUUCUGUUGAGAUACCUUUGUGUUACCCAAGUGA